AUGGAGUCUUUCAACUCCUUGGUUCCACGCGAGGUUGAUACAUGUGCCACAGGUAAUGGAUACGAUGGUCGACUUGGUCUGCGCAUCUCUUCCAUCUUUGUUAUCCUGGUCGGCUCUACCCUCGGUGCAGUUUUUCCUGUGCUUACUCGGCGCUUCAUUGAUCGUGGAGGAUUUUUCAAAUGGGCAUUCUUCGCUGCUAAAUACUUUGGAUCUGGAGUCAUCGCUGCGACGGCGUUUAUCCAUCUGCUCGCUCCGGCCGAGUCAGCAUUGAAUAACUCCUGCUUGACUGGAAUGAUCACUGAGUACAGCUGGGUCGAGGGUAUUGUCCUAAUGGUCAUUGUUGUUUUGUUUUUCGUGGAGCUAAUGGUGAUGCGAUUUUCUAAUUUCGACGGUGCUCACGUUCAUGAUGAAGAGGAUAGCACUCAGAAUGAGAUCGAGAAUACCUCACCUGUGUCGGAGGAAGAAAAAAGGAACAUGCCUGGCGAAAACCACCUGGGUCACACCGUCACACACCACGAUGUCGACGACGACUCAGAGGAAGACAGACCGGCGAUCGAAGACUAUGCCGCGCAGUUGACAGCUAUCUUCAUCCUUGAAUUUGGAAUCAUAUUUCACUCCAUCUUCGUUGGUCUUACGUUAGCUGUAUCUGGCUCAGAGUUUAUCACUCUGUACAUCGUCCUCACCUUUCACCAAACUUUUGAAGGACUGGGCCUGGGCGCGCGUUUAGCUCAAAUUCCUUGGCCAGCGAACAAGCGCCGCACACCCUACUACUUAGCAUUUGCUUUUGGACUAGCUGCACCCAUUGCCAUUGCUAUUGGCUUGGGUGUCAGAAAGAGUUACCCGCCCACGGGACGAACAACUUUGAUUGUCAACGGUAUCUUCGACUCGAUCUCCGCGGGUAUUCUGAUCUACACUGCGCUCAUAGAGUUGUUUGCCCAUGAGUUCAUGUUUAGCGAAACCAUGCGCAAAGCACCAAUCCGCGAUGUGCUGCUUGCCCUCUUCCUUCUCUGCCUUGGAGCUCUACUCAUGGCCUUACUUGGCAAAUGGGCAUGA
Messenger RNA from Penicillium taxi, 1053 nucleotides. RefSeq names its product low-affinity Zn(2+) transporter ZRT2 (gene zrfB). The transcript has a single exon. The coding region runs from base 1 to 1053 and encodes 350 amino acids. The record is from RefSeq and is a predicted model, not a curated record. Gene Ontology annotation, molecular function: low-affinity zinc ion transmembrane transporter activity. Gene Ontology annotation, cellular component: plasma membrane. Gene Ontology annotation, biological process: zinc ion import across plasma membrane. NCBI's taxonomy places the organism in Eukaryota, Fungi, Ascomycota, Eurotiomycetes, Eurotiales, Aspergillaceae.